Podospora pseudopauciseta is the source of this 2744-nucleotide messenger RNA. RefSeq lists its product as uncharacterized. NCBI's taxonomy places the organism in Eukaryota, Fungi, Ascomycota, Sordariomycetes, Sordariales, Podosporaceae. Gene Ontology annotation, molecular function: DNA binding. The coding region runs from base 378 to 1718 and encodes 446 amino acids. The record is from RefSeq and is a predicted model, not a curated record. The transcript is spliced from 2 exons.
UUCACCUACCUGCGUUGGGAGCCCAUUGUACUUGCCUUAUGGGUUUGGAGCUCUUGCCUCGGCCAAGUGAAUAAACUCGCGACGGCAAUGUCGACCUACUUGGAUCAAAUUCUCUGCUCUCACGCAUCCAUACAAGACCCAGUCUUUGCACUCGAUUUCUUUUCACUCACUCCCACUCUCUCUCCCUUUCACCACCCCCCAACACUCUCACACGACUUCCACACUCCCACACUCCUACACUCCCACACUCACUCACUCACUCACUCACUCACUCCCACAACGUAACACUCGCCAGUCUACAAUUCUCUGCAGAAGGCCGACAACCAAGGAUUUCAGGACCAAUAUCGACAAUUGCGACUCUAAGCUGGGUAUCGACAAUGCAGGCACGCACCCCUAGUCGCUCUAGUACCGCGACCGCCAGCAAUGAGGACGUGGGACAACCUACUCCGCGACCUCGUGGCCGUCCCAAAAAGGUCAUAGCUGUGGGUGAAAACCACACUGCAGCUACCUUUACACCCAGUGUAACACCUCGCGGCCGUGGCAGGCCCAAAAAGAAAUCCGACCCUGUUGAUCUUGAGGAAGAAGCUCCUGAGUCUGAACAAGAACUUGCCGAACCCCAGGAACCUGUUCCCACGCCUCGUUCCUGUGGCCGCCCGAAGAAGAAGGUACACCAUUGGUCCAAGCAAGCCCGAGAAGUUGCCAAAUUGCAGCAAGAGGCUCAGCUUGACAACGACGAUGAGCCCGAGGAAACCACGCCGUUCAAGCAACCCGCAACAGCUCCCCGGCCACGUGGUCGGCCCAAGAAGCCAGUGCCAGAGGCUUCUCCUGAGGAAGUUGCGAGUGGCAAGUCCCAGAAGGUCCCAGUCACGGCAGCCACGAUAACUACGGCCAAAGAUGAAUUGCGCGCCGAGCUUCUUGGUAUCUCCACUGGAUUCCCUGAUGGAAAGCCAUAUAGCAUCACUAGUCGCGGUCGCGGCCGUCCCAAGAAGACCCAGACCGUGGAGACAGAAGAGGUUGACUCGAACGAGCAGUUGUUUGACGAAGUCGAGCAUAUGCCUAUCAAGCGUGGCCGAGGGCGUCCCAGAAAACCCGACACCCCCGUCAAGAGUGCCCAGGGCACAGUCAGCCGUUUGCAACCUUCCAAACACUCUGAGGCUGACACUAGCUCUACCCUUACGGCUAUUGCUACUGAAGGUGUCAAGAAAAGGGGCCGUGGGCGCCCCAAGAAGAAUAGUUUUGGGUUUCUGGGGGCUGUUGAGGUGGCCACGAACACUCAGGCUAAGGGAAGUGAAGCCGGUGAUGAUGCCAUCGACAGUCAAAAGAUUACUAAAGAGGAUGCCAAAAUUCCUUUGGCUAAAUUCAUUGAGCAAGAUGAGAAUGAUUUGGACCAAGACGAGGAUUACCAACCCUCCCCUUCUCCGUACCACUCUUCAUCGCCCUCUCCAUCCCGCGCUCCGCCCCAGCUACCUUCAAUGCAUACCGUUUUCAGGAAAAGAGGUAUCAGGCAAGUCAACGGGGCCGUCGAGAAAAACCCCAAAAAGCGGCUUGUGCACUUUACCGUUGCCAGAAAGACUGCUGCCAGGCGCUCGGCUUCAUCACCCAACACGCGGUCCCCGGCUUCGUCAGCUAACGAGCGGUCCCUGGCUUCAUCACCCAAAGGGCUUGUGCCUAGUUCCCCUUUACGACAACCACCAGUAAUCCACUCCUCUCUUCUCUGAUAGGCAAGUACAGUGUCAACUACGUUGUCGUGGGGGUUAAGCUUCACCCAGGCAGCCUGACCAUCGAGCUUGCCACCGACGGCGGGGAAGACAUGCUCGCUGGCUCUCUUGAGCUGAACCGGUGGAGCGGUGUGAUGAGAUUUGCCCUGACGGAGAAGAAGAUCCGGCAGUACAUCCUUAAGCAGGAGCGGAUUGAGCGGGAGAGUUUUGUUCUCUCUGAUAUCAUGCACCUGGAGGAUGGCGAAGAUGACGAGAAUAAGAUUUCUCUUUCCAGGGGCAAGGAGGGUGCCAGUACUGGUGACGAUGACGACGACGACGACGACGAGGCUGCACUCACUCACAAGCGCAAGGCGUCCUCUGUGGAUGCCGCUUCCAAGCAUCGCAAGGUUUCAUCGCAGUCGAGUUCCUCUGCUGAGGUUCACACUCUUUAUUUUGCCUGUCGGAUCAAGAAUAUUUUCUCCAAUGUGGUGGAACACAGGGCCCAGGUGGGAGCUGUUCAGUUUUAUACGACGAAGGCUGGGGUGAUGGCGUUUGGGGAUGCGAUGAUUUGUGUCCCUGGUGGUGAGCCGUGUGAGCUUAGUGGGGAGACGAGGAAGGAUAAGGGGCCCGAGUGACCUUCUCAGGAUUGGUUGGGGGGGAUUUUGCUGAGCCGCGCUCGGAGUGAGUGGUAGGGCUGGAGGGGUGGUCUACGAGGAUAUCGCGAUGUUUUUUUUAGCUUUUUGCCUUGAGGGGGGGCAUAAUUCGGCAAUGAAGAUGGGUGAGGUAUCAUGGCAUCUUUUUCAGCGUUGGGUUUGGUUCGACUGGUUCUCCGGUUUCUCAUCGAGAAGAGGGACCUAUUUGCUUCGGACCGGGAGUUGUGCUGAAGAGGCGGUACUGAGGCAAAUUACUAGCAGCCAUCGACUUUGCGUUUGGAAAAUGGUCUUCAAGGUGAAUCUUUGCUUUCUAAUAUUAGGUUUGGGACAAGGACAUGUGUUUGAGAUACAGGGUCAUAACUGAGGAUGACACUGGGGGUUCGGAGAAGAGCGA